Metarhizium robertsii ARSEF 23 is the source of this 2667-nucleotide messenger RNA. Its product is annotated as Peptidase S8, subtilisin, Ser-active site protein. Gene Ontology annotation, cellular component: nucleus; cytoplasm. The coding region runs from base 1 to 2667 and encodes 888 amino acids. Gene Ontology annotation, biological process: proteolysis. The record is from RefSeq and is a predicted model, not a curated record. Gene Ontology annotation, molecular function: serine-type endopeptidase activity; protein binding. Lineage: Eukaryota; Fungi; Ascomycota; Sordariomycetes; Hypocreales; Clavicipitaceae. The transcript has 2 exons.
AUGUCCACAGGCAAGAAGUUGCUUCUGGCUGCUAAGCUUGGACGUUUUGCCGAGGUCCAGAGUCUGCUAGACGAAGGGGUUGAUCCAAACGCCAAGGACAGCUCCGGAUCGACCCCUUUGCAUAUCGCAGCGAAGGGAGAAAGUCCUGAGGUGGUAGAGCUGCUUCUCGAACACGGGGCUAAUUCAAAUACCAAGGAAGAAUCUGGACGAACUCCUCUACACUAUGCUGCUCAGAACACACGAGAUGAAAUAGCACAGAUUCUUCUUGAUUACUGGGCAGAUCCGAAGAUUACAGAUAAAGUUGGAUCUACACCACUACACUACGCGGCCACACACGGAAAUCCUGAGAUCAUAAGGCUGCUUCUUGAAAGUGGUGCCAAUCCCAAUGCUCAAGAUGAAUCGGGACUGACACCCAUACACUACGCGGCUAAACACGGAGAACCAGACAGUGUAGGAUUACUACUGAAAAAGGGAGCCGACCCGAAAGUUAAAGAUCGGUCUGGUUCAACGCCUCUAUUCUAUGCAGCCGCGAAGAAUGUACUUGAGCUUCUGCUUGGCCGAAGAAACAUCUCGGGAAUGGAAACAGACGCAAAGGGUAAACAGAUGAGCUUGACACCAAUGUACCAUAUUUCAAUCAAUGGGAAUCAUCUCGACGAGUCAAUCAAACCAGCCACAGACGCAUCAGAGACCAACUACAUACUGGUUCAGACACGAAUGCAGCUUAAUGAGCCAGAGAGGCAAUAUCUCGUUAAUGCUGGCCUUAUUUUUCACGACUACGUCUCAAAGAAUACGUACCUAUGCGGCUACCGUGACGAGGACCUAGACAAGAUUCGUCAAUUGGACAGGGUUGUCUUUGUCGAUGCCUAUCGCAAAGAUUUCAAGAUUGCAUCAGGUCUCAAGAGUUCAAAGGCGAACAUUGAUCGUGACGUAAAAGUAAAUGUAAUCUUUCACGAUGGCAUUAAUUCGUCACGCGCUAGGAGUUUACCAUCUGAGAUCUUGGAAUUAGAAGAUGUUAAACUUGACUAUACAAACAUACCAUACAAAGCCCAAAUCACUAUCCCGAGGGAGAAACUAGAACCUUUAGCUGGAAUUGACGAAGUACGCCUGAUUGAGGAGGUGGGAGAAAUCAAACCACGUAACAACCAAGCACGACUUAUAGUAGGGCUCGAUGUCGAGAAAGAAUCUGAUGUAAUGACAGACCAAAAACGUUAUGAGGGAGAGGGUCAGGUGAUUGCAAUCUCAGAUACUGGGCUUGGCACAGGACAUAGAGAGAGUAACCACUAUGCGUUCGAAGACCGCAUCCUGGCGUUAUAUGCCAUGAAUGGCACUACUUUGGACCCUAUUGGCCAUGGCACUCAUGUUUGCGGCUCUGCUGUUGGGAAUGCUGCAAUGAACAAUGGCGUCCACAUCAGAGGUACUGCUCCAAAGUCGCAACUAGUUAUGCAGAGCCUAUGGCAUAGUGGCAGUGAGCGCCUUAAUGCACCCCGAGAUCUUUACCAACUAUUUAAUAUGCCAUAUACACAUCCGGAUCAGAAAGUACGGGUACACUCCAAUUCUUGGAAUCAAGUCAUGGUCGAUGGCCAGCUCCCGUAUACUUCGCGCGCAGAAGACAUUGACACCUUUGUCUGGAAGCAUAAAGAUAUGGUAAUAUGUUGGGCUGCUGGGAAUGACGCUACCUUUCAUCACGCCAUGGGAAGGGCCAACGAGGGCCAGAUUGGAGCUGAGGCCGCCGCUAAAAAUUGCAUCACCAUUGGGGCGUGCGAGAAUAGGCGGCCAGACAUGCAAAUAACUUACGAUGACAUUGACAAGGCCCAGUUCCCUGAUUCUAUCAAAUAUCAGCGUGUUGCUAGAGACCCGUCCCUCGUUGCCGCCUUCAGUAGUCGUGGUCCUACCAGUCAAGAUGGUCUUUACAAGACACGUAUCAAACCUGACAUUGUUGCACCGGGCACGCUCAUCAUAUCAGCCCACGCAUGCAUACGCUCGACCACCGGGAGCGGGCUUGAAAAGUGUCACCUCCAUGACGAGGACAACCGCUGGUGUUACGAUUCCGGAACUAGUAUGUCUACGCCGUUGGUAGCUGGAUGCGCAGCCGUCUUGCGACAGGUACUCAUACCCAAACCUGAAUUCAACCAGGCAAGUGGAUGUGAGUACCCAAGUGCGGCACUGAUCAAGGCGAUUCUUAUUAACGGUGCCGAUAUCGUAUCCGAUCCGAACAUCCCGCCCGUGACGCCCAACGUCCACUCGGGGUUUGGUCGCGUAAAUAUGGCUAAAUCUAUGACGAUUGCCUGUGGCAAGGACGGAACAGGCUUUAAGGAAGAAGAGCUAAGCAAUGAUACCGAAAAGAUUAAGCAACUCAUCAAUCUCAGGGCAAAUCAUGCCUGCAAUACCAUAAAGGCCACACUCACAUGGUCGGAUUUCCCAGGAGAUGCGCUUAAAAAUCGCCUUCGUUUGGAGUUGAGACACUCCUCCUUCCUCAACCCAAAAUCUUCAGAUCACCAGUAUAACAAUGUCCAACAGGUUUUAUGGAAGAACCUCCCUCCUGGCAACAUCGCCAUUACCGUGGGAAUUAUUAGAAAGCUUUUUAGGUCCCCACAGCCGUUUGCCGUCGUUUGGCAUCUUUAUAGCGAAAAAGGCAAGGACUCAGCUAAAACAUGCUCGUGGCUUUAA